AUGUUCCUCCGAAAACCCCCACUUCCUCGUCUCCUUCUUAACAAUGUCUCUUGCAUGAGAAAUGCCCAACAAAUCCUGCGUCAUGUAAAUGUGUCCCUUCACGAUGGUGGUGCACUUGUGCUGAUGGGCACCAAUGGCUCAGGCAAAACUACUUUCUUGCGCAUGUUAGCUGGCUUCUCCAAACCAUCAGCUGGUGAGAUCCUCUGGAAUGGUCAUGACGUAACUGAAUCAGGCAUCUUCCACCAGUACAAGCUUCAGCUUAACUGGCUCUCCCUCAAAGAUGCAAUCAAAGAAAAGUUCACAGUCCUUGACAAUGUUCAGUGGUUUGAAGUUCUUGAAGGCAAGCAAGGGAUGUCUCUGCCUGCUCUGGAGCUUAUGGGCCUUGGGAGACUGGCAAAUGAGAAAGCAAGAAUGCUGUCCAUGGGUCAACGAAAAAGGCUACAGCUCGCAAGGUUGCUAGCUAUUGAUCGGCCAAUUUGGUUGCUCGAUGAACCUUCAGUUGCAUUGGAUGGUGAAGGUGUGAAGCUGCUGGAAUAUAUUAUUGCAGAGCACCGAAAAAAGGGUGGUAUUGUCAUCGUAGCCACGCAUCUUCCAAUUGAGAUCGAGGACGCCAUGUAUUUGAGGUUGCCACCCAGGUUUCCAAGGAGGAUGACUUUGGUAGACAUGCUUGAUCGAGGUGGAUUGGAUUGA
Molecule: messenger RNA, 690 nt
Organism: Ilex paraguariensis (yerba mate)
Lineage: Eukaryota; Viridiplantae; Streptophyta; Magnoliopsida; Aquifoliales; Aquifoliaceae
Source: the annotation of a GenBank genome assembly